AUGUCCCUCGAGCCUCUCACUCUCGCGUCCCUCCUCUCCCUCCCCGUCGAAGCGGUUUCCGCGAAGCUUCGCUCCACGCCGCCCGCGCAUUUGGAGCAGCUGCGCGUCUCGCUAUGGGACAUCCUCGGCACGCCCGACCGCAAGCCGGAGUUCCUCUCCCUCCAGCGCCUGCUUAUAACGCGUACGGGCGCCGGCGCGGGCCUUUCCACAGAGUCCCUCUCCCGCGCGCACUACACGCAUCUUAAGAUCCUCGUCGCGGUUCGGACCGGCAUCCAGGCGUUUCUACACCCCGAUAUCGCCAUCCCGCCGACGUCUUUAAUCGAAAUCUUCCUCCGCCGCCGCUGCCAGAACAUGGCCUGCCAGAGCCCGCUUCCCGCGGGCGGCUGCCGCUGUCGUUUCUGCACGACGGGCAACGGCGAACCGGGGGGAUCCGGCCGGGCGGGAACAGACGGGGGAGCGACAAAUACCGCCGGGAUUUCCGUGGGGGCGGGGGGAAGCGCGGGGGGCGCGGGGGGAAGAGGCGGAGGGCAGGCGGGCGGGGGGGCUGCGGAGGGCUCCGCGGACGGGGCGACGGCGGCGACGAGUGCGCAAUUCGCGUGCCCCGCGUGCGCGCGGUCGUCGGAGCUGUUUGGGUUCGUGCGCGACGUGUUCCGCCUGUGCUCCGCGCAGUGGGACGCGGAGGCCGCGCGGAGGGAGCUGGAGUGCGUGGGGGGGAUCUUCGGCGCGAGCACGGACGCGCUCGGGCGCGAGCUUGCGCGGAGGGCGGCGCUGGCGCUGAGGGAGCUGCGGGAGGGGCGCAGGGCGUGCGCGGACAUUUGUCGCGACAUGCAGCUUUUCUUCGCCAGCAGCGCCUCGUUCGUCCCUGCUCCUCCCAAUCCUGCCACCCCCGCCGCUUCAGCAGCUUCUGCUCCUCACCCUCCCCCAACAAUGGCGGCGCCCUCCCCUGCUCCUCCCGUCGCCGCAUCUGCUCCCGUUGCUGCCCCUCCUGCUCCUGCUCCUCCUCCUCCUGCUGCUGCUUCUACUGCCGCUUCUCCCAUCCCUUCCAUGGGCCCGGUUGCCUCCGCCACAGGCUCGGCCAGACCUGCUCCCGGGCUUCCCGGUCCAGGUUCGGGCCAUACCAGACCCAGCUCCGGUCCCACCGCGCCCACGUCAGCGCUUUCCAAACCUCCGUCUCUGCCUCGGUACCAAUCCAGCCUGGAAGCAGCGCGAGAGGCUUUGGCGGAAUGCCAUAGGGACGUUCUAGGGAAGCGGAAAGAGGCAGCGGCGGUGGAGGAGGAGCGAGCGCGGAAGAAAUGGCAGGUGCAGGAGCUAGAAGCGGUUGCUGCGUCGCGAUUGGCCGACGCGGAACGUAUGGAGAGAGAAGCGGCGGAGGCGAGGAAAGAGGUCGAGGUGCUGAAGAUGAUUAUUUCAGUGAAGAAAACUACUUCGGAGGAGGAGUUUCGGCGGAGAGGGGUGGAUUUGGCUUUGGAAGAGGCUGAGGCUAAGGGUGUUUCAAGAGAUGGGUUCGAUGCGGUUGAGAGGGAUAAGGAGAGGCAGAAGGAAAAGGUCAAGGAUAUGGGUGAGCGGAAGGAGAAGCAUGGGCAGAAGGAUGGGAUGAAAGGUCAUGAGGAGGGUCAAAAGACUGCUGCUGCUGCGCAAGAGGGGCGACAGGGGCAAAAGGGUGAAAAGGAGCGACAGGGGCAAGAGGGGGAAAAGGAGCGACAAGGGCAAGAGGGGCGGGAGGGGGAAAAAGGGGGACAGGGACGAGAGGAGCAAACAGGGCAAAAGGGACGAGAAGGGGGUCCGACAGAUACUGAGGUGCGGGGACUGGCAGGUAAAGAGAAGGCAGAUGAAGAGAAGGCAUCUGGGGAAGGUACAGCUGGGGAAGGUACAACUGGGAAAGGAGGUGUCACUGAGAAGGAAGGUGCCUCUUCCGACAGCGAUGUGGAAGAGGUGAAAGAGGAGAGCGGUGCAGAGCGGUUGAGUGAGAGAAAACGGGUUGAGGCAGCUGUUGAAGGAACAGCUGCUAGGGAGAAGGGGGAGAAGGGAAAAGUGGAGAGGGGGGAGAGGGAGAGGGGAGGAGCUGGAGGGGAGGGAAAGGGGGAUGAGGAGAAGGAUGGGAAGAGAGAAGGGGAAGGGAAUGGGGGUUUAGCGGUCAAGAGAAAAUCGAGCGCGGAUGCUGCUACUGGUACUGCUGAUACUGAUGGUGGUUUGGAUAAGGUAAGGCCAGGAGGAGUGGGGGAGAAGGAAGAGGGUAAGGAGGUAGGCGCGUUGGCGGUGGACGCCGCGCCGCGUGCGGCGGAGAUUAAGGACGCGAAGGACCGCCGGGCAUUCAACCGUUCAACCGCCCGCCAGCCGACCACCGCACAUGGGCCACACUUGUGUGUCGUCCCCUCUGCCAUGCUCUCAUCUCUCCCUCCCUUCUGUCCCCCUCCUCUUCUACCCUUGCAGGGCAUUCAGCCAUUCAACCGCCCGCCAGCCGACCAUCGCACAUGGGCCACUCUUGUUGCACCGGGGAUUUGCCCUCUCUAUUCCUGUCAGGGGGCUGAGGCAGAGCUCUACGCGUCUCUCCCUCCCCCUGACCGCGUGCGCAUCUUGAAAGCUCUCUGCGAGAUUCGGCUGGAUCAAGAGGACACGCGAGUGGUGGUAGAGGCGGUCAUGAAGAAAAAUCCCGAGGAGAUUGCUGCCCUAUCCCCUGGCUCCCUCUCGGACCCUGCUGUACCCAUCCCCACCGCGCAGCAAGAGGACACUCGAGUGGUGGUGGUAGAGGCGGCCAUGAAGAGGAACCUUGAGGAGAUUGGUGGCUUAUCCUCUAGCCCCUCUGUAUCCCUCUCGGACCCUGCUGUACCCAUCCCCACCACACAGCAAGAGGACACGCGAGUGGUGGUAGAGGCGGCCAUGAAAAGGAAUCCCGAGGAGAUUCGCAUGGAGCCGUUUGGCAUGGACGCCAACAACCACGUGUUCUGGUGGGUGCAUCGUGGUGAAAUGCGGUGA
Closterium sp. NIES-65 is the source of this 2973-nucleotide messenger RNA. NCBI's taxonomy places the organism in Eukaryota, Viridiplantae, Streptophyta, Zygnematophyceae, Desmidiales, Closteriaceae. The record is from the annotation of a GenBank genome assembly.